CUGCGGGGAUCACGUGCCUCUGCUCGUUGCGGCGGAGCAGCGCGCUGCGCUCAGCUCUUCUCCCUUCUUGCUUCUCCCGACGGCUGCAAUGAAUCCGUUCUUCCUUUCAGGAGCGCUGCGUGCUGGAACAAAGGCCGUCUCGUUCCUCCGGACGCUUUGGUCUCUCAUCGUGUUCAUCGUUUGCAGUUUGGGAGUUGUAGGGAUAUGGAACCAGUUCCUGGCACUGCUGGAGAUCUCUGCCUGGCAGCCGUCCCUCCCUCUGCGAGCAGCCGAUCUCACACGCAGCUCCGUGCUCAGGCUGCUUUCCGGGUUCUCUGCUCAGUUCUUUACGCCCGUUUGGAAUGCCGAAUCGGGGAUCGCGUUGUCCAUCCUCCUGAAUGUCUUCCUCUCCAUCCUUCUCAUCUACUUCGUGUGCAAGAAGUCUUCUCCUAAAGCAGAGAAUGCUGAGCGGCAGCAAGAAUGGGGAGGCUUAGGACAGGACUUGGGGGCGUUGGGACCCCCGGUGUCAUCGCAUGUGGAACAGAGAGGAGAAGAAGAAGAAGUGGAAGAAGUGGAGGAAGAUGCAGGGCAGGGACCGUCCCCAACAGCACCGCCAUCGAGAGCAGCAGCGGAAAGAGCUGAGAGCCACGGAGAGGAGAGUGAGGAGGAGGAAUUUGCUGUUAGCACUGCUCGCCCAGCUCGGGAGGUGACUGAAUUCCACCGCUCAAGAGAGGAGUUUGUACGGCACCCAAACGAAGCUGUUGUCACCUGGCUGCUUCGCUGUUGGGACAGCGGGGCCAGCAGCGUGCUUCUAGAUGGAAACGGGGCUCGCCAGCUGGGCAGCAUUGCCGGAGACUCAGCUAUUGACAGAGGGAUCAGUAGAUGUCUGCGCGGAGUCACCACCCUCUGGGAACGAAUGUUACUGGCCGUGAAGGAAAGGCAUCCCUUCAAAGAUGAUCUGGAGCCUGAAGUGAAAAGGUGGAAGACUCUUAAAGAAGGUAUCCAGUAUUUGAGAGAGACGGCCGUGGCGGAGAUGUUGUGUGACCCCAUGUUCGUCCCCAAUGAUCCACACCCGAACCGCCGUGAUCCUGAGAAUGUGAGGAUCACGUCAGAUGUUGUGUGGAAUCUCACAAGAACAGCACCAGAAAGGUACCUGGGUGUGCUGGCAUCGAUGUCCCAUAGGUACGAGAAGCAACAGAGGAGGCCCCCCGUGAUGGAACUGAUUAUUAGACUUCAGAUCUUUGAACAACAACUACUUCUAUUCCACGGUUACGUUUCAGCCACCUCAGAAAUAACAGAAAGGAUGGAUAAAGCAGAUAAGAGGUUGGAUAAGAUGGCAGGUAACAAGGAGAGGAAACAGGGCGGCAUGCCAGAGGAAGCGUCCCUGUCAGUGAAUCGUGGUGAACCUGUGGCAGGGUCAGAAACAGCCAGCGAAGAUCAGGACCUAACGAGUCUGCUGAAGGAGCUGAUCACACUGAUUAAAGGUGAUGAACCCUCCUCCUCACCUGCGCCACCCAAAAUCUCAGCUAUCAAUGGCAAACGCUCUCCCACGCAAGCAAACGACAGCAGUAGAUGUAUGGCACGUGCUGCCUUGUGGAGUUACUUACGUGAGCAUGGAGAAGACAUGAAGGAGUGGCGUAAAAAACCCACGGCUGCGCUCCGAGCUCGGGUGAGAGAAUUACAGCAGAGAUCAACCAGCGUGCGACUGCUCCACUUACUGCAGCUCUCCAGCCUGUCCAGCUCCCGCUGAAUGGCAGCACGGCCUUCAGGCUGUCAGCCAAUCCACCCAACUUCGUAUCAUCAGCAAACAUGCUGAGGGUGGCCACCAUCCCCUCAUCAAGGUCAUUGAUGAAGAUGUUGAACAAGACCGGACCCAGCACCGACCCCUGGGGGACACCGCUGGUUACAGGUCUCCAGCCAGACUCUGCACCGCCAACGACGACCCUCUGCACUCUGCGCUCUGCCAGUCAGCCAGUUCUCAACCCACCUCACUGUCCACUCAUCUAUCCCACACUUCCUCAGCUUUGUUAUAAGGAUGUCGUGGGGGACAGUAUCAAAAGCCUUGCUGAAAUCAAGGUAGACUACAUCCACUGCUCUCCCCCCAUCCACCCAGCCAGAGACAACAUCAUAGAAGGCCACCAGGUUGGUCAAGCACGACCUCCCCCUGCUGAACCUGUGCUGACUACUCCUGAUAACCUCCUUUUCUUCCAGUUGUCUGGAGAUGACAUCCAGCACAGCUGUUCCAUCACCUUUCCAGGGACAGAGGUGAGGCUGACUGGCCUAUAAUUGCCAGGAUCUUCCUUCUUGCCCUUUUUGAAGACCGGAGUGACAUUGGCUAUCCUCCAGUCUUCAGGCACCUCCCCCGUCCUCCAAGACCUCUCAAAGAUGACAGGAAGUGGUUCAGCAGUCACCUCUGCCAGCUCCCAUUUACCAAAUUAGCACUUGGUGCCUUCAGGGCCGAUGCAGUUUUGCUGCCGUGCACGCUGCGCUGCCCAACGCGACCCACGAGUGCUUCUGCCAGAGGCCUUAAGCAAAGAGCAGAACCAGAGAAAGAGAACCCAGGCUCAGGGGUACCUUUACCCACAGGACGCUGUCUGCCCCUGCGCUGACCCUCCUCAGACUUGCAGUCCCUCCCGGACGAGCUGCCGGUGGGCGCGGGGCGUUCUCCUCUCGGUGGGUCCACAGCCGAGCAGAGGGUCUCCUGCCGGGUCACCAACUGGAGCUGACAAUUCCAACAGAGUAACUUGACAUGGCAGCUGUCUCAAGCAGGCCUUCCUUUACUGCAGCGCUGCGUGCAUGGGCAUCAUUCCGCCAGCAUGCAGCAGCUGCGUAUUCAGAGGUAGAGCGCAUGCACAGCCAUCGCUUGUCAAGGACGUGGGCAGAAAUGCCAAGACAAAGUUAACAUCGUGUCCCUCCCUUUUGGGCGUGUGUCCUAACGUCAUGGUGGGGGUCUCUGGUGGUCCUGGGAUGGAGGCUGGUGAUCAUUCUCACUGUGAAUUUCCCACCUUUCAAAGGGGGGUAGCCCAGCCCGGCUCCCAGUGGUGCUGUAUUGAAGUGAGGCAUUUUUACUGCUGUCUUACCUUCUACAACAAGACGUCUGUUCUACGUUCUUGUCCUUAUUUGAUGGUCAGUGGACUCUGCAAUCUGCUUGGCUUACGGUACACAUGUCUCCUGUUCCUUCAGUUUGAGUCUACUCAAGUUAUGUGGAAAAAGGCUGUUGUCACAACAUAGAGAAGAUGUUCUCGUGAUUCAGCAGGUGGCUGGGCCCCAUCCCCUCAUUGUCCCACUUGCUGGAGAAGAGAAGGCUGCAAGGAGACCUCAUGGUGGCCUUCCAGUAGUUGAAGGGAGCGUAUAAACAGGAGGGGGAAUGGCUGUUUGUGAGGGUGGGUGGUGAUGGGACAAGGGGAAUGGCUUGAAAGUGAGACAGGGGAGGUUUGGGUUGGAUAUGAGGAGCAAGUUUUUCAGCCAGAGGGCGGUGAGGCACUGGAACAGGUUGCCCAAGGAGGCUGGAGCACUGAGCCCAGUUCUGGGCUCCCCAGUACAAAACAGACAGGGAUCUCUUGGAAAGAGUCCAGCGGAGGGCCACCAAGAUGGGGAGGGGCCUGGAGCAUCUCUGCUAUGGGGAAAGGCUGAGUGAACUGGGUCUGUUCAGCCUGGAGAAAAGAAGGCUGAGAGGGGAUCUAAUACAGGUCUGUAAAUAUCUGAGGUGUGGGGGGCAGAGCGGCGAGGCCGGACCGUUUCCACAAGUGUGUGCAGACAGGACGAGGGGAAACGGCCAGAAACUGCAGCAGAGGAAGUUCCACACAAAUGUGCGCAAGGAUUUCUUCAGGUGAGGUGAGGAGCACUGGAACAGGCUGCCAGGUGGUGGUGGGGUCUCCUUCUCUGCAGAUGUUCAAGUCUCGCCUGGACGCCUCCCUGUGCGACCUGCUGUAGGGAACUUGCUUCGGCAGGGGGUUGGACUCUGAUCUCUGGAGGUCCCUUCCAACCCCUACGAUUCUGUGAUUCUGUGAUGCUGUGUUGUGGAUGCCCCAUCCCUGGAGGCAUUCAAGGCCAGGCUGGAUGUGACUCUGGGCAGCCUGGUGUGCUGGUUGGUGACCCUGCACACAGCGGGGGGUUGGCACCAGAUGAGCACUGUGGGCCUUUCUAUGAUUGUAUGAUGCUAUGAUCCAUGCCAUGUGUUUGCUCUCAAGGUAAUUUCCUCCAUGACCU
Molecule: messenger RNA, 4188 nt
Organism: Lagopus muta (rock ptarmigan)
Lineage: Eukaryota; Metazoa; Chordata; Aves; Galliformes; Phasianidae
Exons: 2
Coding region: 89-1729 (546 amino acids)
Source: RefSeq, a predicted model, not a curated record